Messenger RNA from Closterium sp. Yama58-4, 4516 nucleotides. The record is from the annotation of a GenBank genome assembly. NCBI's taxonomy places the organism in Eukaryota, Viridiplantae, Streptophyta, Zygnematophyceae, Desmidiales, Closteriaceae.
GCUGCUCCCUUUCCGUGCUACUGCCGCCGAGGAGGAAGGAGGAGAGGAGGGAGGAGGUGGAGGAGGAGGAGGGGUAAGAGAGGGAAAGGCUUCAGUGGAAGCAGCAGAGGGAGUUGACGAUGGGUGGGGAGACGAAGAGACUGGAGGAAAGAAGCAGAGCCAGAAGAAGAAACCAGGGAAGGAAAAGCCGGUGCGGUACCGCUGGGUGGGUUGCGGUGGUGUGCGGGGAAGCGCGAGGAACAACGGGCACGGGAAGAAGGAGAGAGCAGAGAAGAAGCGAGCAGGAGGAGGAGGAGGAAGAGGUGGAGCAGACGGAGCGGAAUGCGGAGGAGGAGGGGAGGAAGGAGGAGGAGAAGAGGAGUGGGGAUGGGAGAGUGCGGAGAGGGAGGGGUUGGUGGUGGUGGCGCAUAAGGGGCUGAGGCUGGCGUCUCUGGGCGUGUAUGUGGAGAGCGAGUUCGAGUGUGGGCUCAGCGACCUCAUGAUAGACACCCUUGAGCUCGUUGGCAAGACCAGACGUGGCGGGGUGUCGCAGGCACAGCUAGCCAAGACAAUGCGCGUGAAGAACAACAACUUCCACUACGUGCUGCGAUCACUGGAAGCCCGCGGGCUCAUCGCCUUGCACGCUGUCGUCACCUGCCACUCCCUCACUCCCAACUCUGCCUGUGUUCAUUUUCCCCUUUUUCCUCCUUCCGCCCGUUUCCCUCUUUCCCCCUGUUUCCCUCUUUUCUCUCGUUUCCCUCCUUUCCCUCGUUUCCCUCUUUUUCCCUCGUUUCCCUCUUUUUCCCUCGUUUCCCUCCUUUCCCUCGUUUCCCUCUUUUUCCCUCGUUUCCCUCCUUUCCCUCGUUUUCCUCUUUUUCCCUCGUUUCCCUCCUUUCCCUCGUUUCCCUCUUUUUCCCUCGUUUCCCUCCUUUCCCGAGUUUCCCUCUUUUUCCCUCGUUUCCCUCUUUUUCCCUCGUUUCCCUCCUUUCCCUCGUUUUCCUCUUUUUCCCUCGUUUCCCUCCUUUCCCUCGUUUCCCUCUUUUUCCCUCGUUUCCCUCCUUUCCCGAGUUUCCCUCUUUUUCCCUCGUUUCCCUCUUUUUCCCUCAUUUCCCUCUUUUUCCCUCGUUUCCCUCCUUUCCCUCGUUUCCCUCUUUUUCCCUCGUUUCCCUCCUUUCCCAAGUUUCCCUCUUUUCCCUCGUUUCCCUCCUUUCCCGAGUUUCCCUCUUUUCCCCUCGUUUCCCUCCUUUCACGAGUUUCACUCUUUUCCCUCUUUCGCCCACCCACUUUACUCUCUCCUGGCAUAGUGCCACUUUACUCAGAUGGUGCCACAUGUGCAGCUAGUGCGAACAUACACAGAGCCACAGCUCCGCUCCUUCCGCUCCUCCCUCUCCUUCCGCUCAUCCCUCUCUCUCUUCAACAGCAAGACACCGCUCAACUCCUGUGUACCGUAAUUAAUCAUCCUCGUUCUCCCCGUUCCCGUUUCAACCCCUCUCUCCCGUUUCCGUUCCUGCCUACAGAUGGUGCCAUGGCGUGGCAGGGGAAGGGCAAGGGAAGGGGCAUGGGUGAGGAGGAUGGGGAAGAGGAGGAUGAUGGGGAGGAUGAUGAUGAGGAUGAUGAUGGGGAUGGGGAAGGUGAUGGUGAUGAUGAUGAUGAUGAUGGGGAAGAUGAGGAUGAUGCUGGUAUUGACGAGCGAGCAGGAGCAGCAGAAGCAGAGGCAGUAGCAGGGGCGGUGGGGCUGGAUGAAAAUGCACAGAGGGCCUUGAUUCCUAGAAGAGUGGGUGGAGCAGCAGCAGAAGCAGCAGCAGCAGCAGCAACAGCCGAAGCAGAAGCAGCCUCUGCUGCGUGGGCUGCGUUUGCAAUGGGUGGUCGGCAGAGUGGUUGUUUGACAAUGGAACUCAGUGCGGAGCAGCAGGUGUUGGAUGCGGUUCAGAGGCAUGCUCCUGACGGGGUGCUGCAGCCAGAGGAGAGAGCUGGGACAGGGAUGGGUGCUGUGGUAGCAAGUGCUGGGAGAGGGGAAGAAGAGCAUGAGGAUGUAGAUUUGAGAAGGUUGACGUGGAGAGGGGAAGAAGGGCAAGAGGAGCAUGUGAGGGAACGUGUGGGAGAGCAUGUGGGGGAGUAUGUGAGAGAGGACUCUGUCGUUGCAGUGUGGGAUGAGGAGGAUGUUAAAGAGGAUGGAGAUUCUGCAGUUGCGUUGAAGUUUGAGGAUUCUGUGAUUGCUCUGGAGGAGGAUGAGUCUGAGUGGGUUCUAGCUGCAGGUUCGGGUGACGACGAAGAUGAGAGAGGGAGGCGGGGGCGCAAGCGCAGGAAGAUAGAUUUUGGAUGGAAGGGAAAGGGAGAUGGUGAAACGGGAGAUGGGAAGGGGGAUGGGAGGGUGGCAGCAGCAGCAGCAGGUGCGGCAGUGAGAGGAGUGAGGACUAGAGCUGGUUCGCUGCUGGCUGCUGCUGCUCCUGCAGCAGUGGUUGAAGGGGCAGGGGCAGGUGUGGGGAUGAGUGAAAGGGACGACGCAGUACCGGAGAAAGCAGCAGCAGUGGAGGCGAAUGUAUGGAGCCUUGCCGUUGAACGGUCCGCAGCAGACAUUGCAGAAGGAGAGAGAGUGGAUGGGGAGAAAGCAGAUGGGGAGACAGCAGAUGGGGCAGCGGUAGAAGCAGAAGCACACACAGCAGAAGGGGCAGCAGAGGAGGGAACGGAGGAGACAGCCAUAAGAAGAGAAGAAUCCAUAAAGGCAACAAAUUUAGACAUGGCCCAAACAUCCGAUGGUGGUGGUGGUGGUGGUGGCGGUGGCGGUGAUGGUGCUGCUGCUGAUGUUGGUGGUGUUGCUGCUGCUGCUGCUGCUGCUGAUGGUGGUGGUCCUGCGGAUGAUGGUGAUGGUGAUGAUGGUGAGGAAAGGGACAGGAGGAAUGGUCUUGAGGCACCUCUCUUAUGGUCACCCCAACGCCCCUCUGAACAUCUGGAGAAUGCUGGGUUAGAUGAAGGGACCGGCACCAUGGUAUUAAAUCGUCCUGCUACCUCCGCCUUCCCCUCCCCGGCCUCCCCUUCCCCCUCAUUCCCCUCCCCACACACAAACCCCUCCCACAAUACUCCUCUUUCCUCUCCCCCACUAGCUUCCUAUCCCCUCCCUCCUUCCCUUGCUUCUUCCGCUCUCCCUCCUCCCGCUCCCCUUUCUGCUGUCUCGCCUGCACUCAUGUCCCACAGCCGUUCUCAGCCCAUCGUCUCAAGGCGUACUGUCCUCAAACCCUCUUCCUCUAUCCCUUUCCCUUCUUCCCUCCCUCCCCGCUCGACAGGCCAAUCAGAUAGCAACACGCUGGGAGCUGCCAAUCAAAUCGCAACGCGGUGGGAGCUGUACCGGCACAUGGUGGCCACGGAGCGGGCCUUCCGCUCCGCCACAAUGGAUCGCAAGACGCUCAACCGCAUCCUCGACGCCAUGCGCGCACGCUCUCUGCUCAAGCGCAUGCUGCUCUCCGUUCCUGGCGUCUCCAACGGCGGCCAGGCGCGCACUCUUGAGAUCGUGCUCGCUGGGAGCGCGGAUGCGAGUCCGGAGGCGCUGGGAGCGGUGAUUGCGCGGCAUCGGAGGCAGGAGAUGGAGAAUGCGAGGGGUGCUGCGGAUGUGAUUGUGGGGAGAGGGGUGGAUGGGGGUGGGAAUGCUGAUUCGAAGGUGGAUAUGGGGAAGGUGGGUGCGGGAGAGGGGAGUAUGGGGAAGAGUGGUGUGGUGAGGGGUGUGGGAGGUACGGGCAAAGCGGAAGGGAAUUAUGUGAAAGAGGAGAUGCCUAUGAGGGGGUUGGGAGGGGAUGCAGCAGACAGCAGGGCCGAUGGGGGUACAAUAGGAAGGGUUCAGGAAGGGUUGCGGCAUGAUAGGGAGUUAGUCGGGCAGGAAAGAGAGAGCCGGAUGGGCGAGCAACAAGGGAAGGAUGGGCAGCAGCAAGGAAAGGGAACGAGAUCUAGAGCGGUUCGAGGCGGUGUGAGUGCAGCAGAGAGAGCAGGGGGGGCAGAGAGGGCAGGGCGAUGGGAGGGAGCAGAGGGAGCGGAGGGAGCAGUGCGAGGGGAGGGAGGAGAGGGAGGGGAGGAGGAUGGGGAGGCGGAGCUGAUGAGUGUGCGGCGGCGGUAUGGGUAUGUGCCGGCUAAGAUGGUGCGUGCACGGCAGCUGCACCUCUUCCUCUGGUCGCAUGUCAAGUCCAGGGACACAAACACGUUCGAGCCAAACCCAGGUGAUGGUGACCCCUCCUUCCCCCACCGCUCCCGUUCUUUGUCGUUAUAUCCAUUCCUGAUUCAUCCUGACAGCACUCAGGGGUGCAAGUUUGACCUGGCUACGCUUGUGCACGCCAUGCCUCUGGAGCUCUUCCUUCAGAUUGUCGGCGCGAGUGAGGACAUCCCGUCUCUGACGCCCCUGGCGUUGCAAGGCAAGGUGGUGCGGGAGCUGCCCCCCUCGCUGCUGCACACGCUCUUUGACGCCUCAGCACGCACCCGCCUCUCUCGCGUCUUCAACCUUCUGCAGCGCUUGCAGGUGGGUUGUGGAAGAGUGGGGAUGAGUGCACAUGGGUGA